This is a messenger RNA of Phytomonas sp. EM1, 945 nucleotides long. NCBI's taxonomy places the organism in Eukaryota, Euglenozoa, Kinetoplastea, Trypanosomatida, Trypanosomatidae. The record is from the annotation of a GenBank genome assembly.
AUGUCCUUUCGAUACACCAAUAACCUCAUCGGCGUGUUAAAGCACCGGCUUUGCCUUGAAGCCGCGCAUCGCGAUAUCGCGCGGCGGACCUUCACCGGCACCUGCGAUGGCAUUGAGGUGACCUGCAGCGGCUUUGGCAGCGUCCUGGCGAUGCGGCUGCUCGAUCCCGCGCGCUGGGAGCCCUUCUACCGCACCACCACCACCACCACAACCUCGAUUUCGCCUUCUACAACAAAUCCUUCUUCUUCUUCUGAUGGCGGCCUCGAUCUCGUACGACUCGCGCGCAGCGUUCGGGCGGCGACGUGGGAAGCCCUUCAGCGGAUUUCCGCCGCAAAGGAGGAGGCGCAUGCGCGGUCGCUGCGCGCGAACUCUCAACUUCUCGCGCGCGGCACGCUGCGGGAGUGGUAUGAGGAAGACGCGACGACGCUGCGGCCGCACACGUGGAGCGGGUUGAAAGAGGAGCUCGCCACGCCGUGGAUGCAGGCCGUGCGCUACGGCAAACCUCGCCCGGCGCGGUAUCGGAUGACCACCACGGGAGAAGAAACCCAAAAGAAAGAAGAUGGGGAAGCAAAAGGGGAUUCGUUUUCAAGAGGGGGGGUGGCUUCGCAGGGCUGUCGGGUGAGGGUUCUGGAGGAGGAGGACUGUCAGCCCUCGGGGAUCCCAGUGGCCUCCACGCAUCCUCUAUACACCGCGGCGUUGAUCCACCUCGAAGGGGAUGCGAACGACGACGGGAGGGCGGGGAGUCGGAUCAAUGCGCAGGCGGUGUUGAGAGAACAACGGCGGGAGAUGAGUCAAGAUGAGCUGCUCUUUUGGGAGCGGGUGGAGUUCAUCCGCUGCGGCCAGCUGGGCAGCAUCCCAGGCGGCGUGAAGCGCGGCUACGCGGAUCAAGCCUCCACCGUGGUUGAUUCAGUCGAGGAUAAGAUUGAGCUCCGAUUCACGGAAUGA